AUGAGUAAGACUACAGUCGCUGAGUCUGCAACAGACAAGCAGAACUUGAACCAAUAUGAGCAGCAUUAUUUCACUUCCUAUGAUCACUACGGUAUUCAUGAAGAAAUGUUGCAAGAUACCGUUCGUACUUUAUCCUAUCGUAACGCUAUAAUUCAAAACAAGGACAUGUUUAAGGAUAAGGUUGUCCUAGAUGUCGGUUGUGGUACUGGUAUUCUAUCCAUGUUCGCCGCUAAAAACGGUGCUAAACAUGUUAUUGGUGUUGAUAUGUCUAGUAUUAUUGAAAUGGCUAGAAAUUUGGUUGAACUGAACGGGUUCUCCGACAAGAUUACUUUACUACGUGGUAAGUUGGAAGAUGUUGAAUUACCUUUCCCAAAGGUUGAUAUAAUCAUCUCCGAGUGGAUGGGUUAUUUCCUUCUAUAUGAGUCUAUGUUAGACACAGUUCUAUAUGCAAGAGACCGUUACCUUGUUGAAGGCGGUUUAAUCUUCCCGGACAAAUGUUCUAUCCAUGUUGCCGGUUUGGAAGAUGCUCAGUAUAAGGACGAAAAGAUUAACUACUGGCAUGAUGUAUAUGGAUUUGAUUACUCUCCAUUCAUUCCUUUAAUUAUGAAGGAGCCAAUUGUUGACACUGUUGAAAGAAAUGCUGUCAACACUACGAGAAGUCAAUUAAUUGAAUUCGAUCUAAACACAGUAACAAUCGCCGAUCUUGCAUUCAAAUCGAAGUUUAAAGUUCAAGCCAAGAGGCAGGAUGUCAUUAGUGGUCUAAUCUCAUGGUUUGACAUUGAAUUUCCUGCACCAAAGGGUCAAAAGCCGGUAACUUUUUCCACUGGUGCUCAUGCUCCAUACACUCACUGGAAACAAACUGUCUUCUACUUUCCAGAUGACCUAGAGUGUGAAACUAACGAUGUUCUUGAAGGUGAGUUAGUUUGUGCACCAAACAAGCAAAAUAACAGAGAUUUGGACGUCAAAAUCAGUUACAACUUCAAGCCGGUUGGUAUUGACGCCAGUUCAAGAACUAAGAAGAAUGAGGCUACCUUCAUCAUGCAUUAG
Molecule: messenger RNA, 1047 nt
Organism: Nakaseomyces glabratus
Lineage: Eukaryota; Fungi; Ascomycota; Saccharomycetes; Saccharomycetales; Saccharomycetaceae
Gene: HMT1
Product: protein-arginine omega-N methyltransferase HMT1
Biological process (GO): peptidyl-arginine methylation
Cellular component (GO): nucleus
Molecular function (GO): protein-arginine N-methyltransferase activity
Source: RefSeq, a predicted model, not a curated record